Molecule: messenger RNA, 1029 nt
Organism: Pisolithus orientalis
Lineage: Eukaryota; Fungi; Basidiomycota; Agaricomycetes; Boletales; Pisolithaceae
Exons: 5
Coding region: 1-1029 (342 amino acids)
Cellular component (GO): cytoplasm
Molecular function (GO): GTPase activity
Source: RefSeq, a predicted model, not a curated record
AUGCCGUUUGGUGAGGUGGUCUGUGGUGCACCUGGGAGUGGAAAAUCCACGUAUUGCUAUGGAAAACACCAGCUCUUCUCAGCACUCCAACGCCCCAUUUCCAUUGUCAACCUCGACCCCGCCAACGAGAACAUUCCAUAUCCAUGUGCGAUCGAUAUAUCCUCUCUCAUCACCCUCCAGGAUGCGAUGGAUGCACAUGGUCUUGGUCCGAACGGCGGGAUGCUCUACUGCAUGGAAUAUCUAGAGGCGAACUUUGAUUGGCUCGAGUCUCAUCUUAACGAGCUCGGCAAAGAUGCCUAUGUGCUGUUCGAUAUUCCGGGUCAGGUGGAGGUCGGGACGAACCACGAAUCGCUAAAGCGUAUCAUACAACGGCUAUUGAAGAUUGGGUUCCGACUAGCCGCCGUGCACUUGUGUGACGCACACUACGUCACCGACGCCGCCAAGUAUGUAUCCGUUCUUCUACUGUCCCUUCGAACGAUGCUUCAGCUGGAACUACCUCACAUCAACGUUUUGUCAAAGAUCGACCUCCUGUCGCACUAUGGUGAUCUAGACUUUAACCUUGACUUCUACACUGAAGUCCAGGAUCUGUCACACCUUGAGAAUGUCCUCACCACAAUCUCCCCACGGUUCACAGCACUUAACAUGGCAUUGAUAUCCGUCAUCGAAGAUUUUGGUCUCGUAGGAUUCGAGACGCUGGCUGUUGAGGACAAAGCUUCCAUGCUCCACCUCGCGCGAGCCAUUGAUCGUGCAACUGGAUAUAUAUUCAGGGCACUAUCGAUAGUUCUGCGGAUUCCUGCGUCCGCUCGGCCCAAUGCAUUCUCCCUCUUCUCGACUGCAGCAAGACUACUUCCUGGAGACGUGCAAGAUGUUCAGGAGCGCUGGAUAGAUGCUAGAGAGGAAUACGAUGCGUAUGAGAAAAAAGAGUGGAGGAGAGAGGGCGAGAUCGUUCAGGCGCAGACUGCCGCAGAGAGAAUGAAACGUCCUGAAGAACGGAAAGUUAAAUUAGUCGGAAUCAGAGAAAGGAAAUGA